This is a messenger RNA of Dendrobium catenatum, 2163 nucleotides long. Its product is annotated as rhamnogalacturonan I rhamnosyltransferase 4-like. The record is from RefSeq and is a predicted model, not a curated record. The transcript has 9 exons. Bases 167 to 1669 code for a protein of 500 amino acids. Gene Ontology annotation, cellular component: cytoplasm. Lineage: Eukaryota; Viridiplantae; Streptophyta; Magnoliopsida; Asparagales; Orchidaceae.
GUUAAAGGCGGAGAGAGAGAAGGCGCGCGAGGGGGGAAGGUACGAGCGAGAGAUCAUCGCCAACUCCCACUCUUCAAUCGUCAGGCGAACUGUCCCACUCUCAUCUGCAUUUCCAAUCCUUGGUUCUCCUCCCGGGAAGGCAAAAAAGAUUUGGAGAGCCAUCGCGAUGGUGGAGAGGAAAAAGACUGCCGUAGGCGGGGGUGCCGUAGCGGGAGGAGGAAGAAGGCAGGGGGUGAGAACUUGGGCGCUGAGGGUGGGCACGAGCAUAAUGUUGUGGACGAUGAUGAUGCAGCUGAGUUCCAUGCCGCAUGUUUGGCAACCGCGGCUGACUUGCUUUGGAGGUCGAGGAAGGGAUCCUAAUUCCACCAACUACUCCAUUCUCGAAAGCAAGUACCCGCUUGAAAGUUCGAAGACUUCUCCGCCGGCGUUAAUACCGAGAAGGGUUUACAAAAGCAAUGGUUAUCUUCUGGUUUCUUGCAAUGGAGGUCUCAACCAGAUGAGAGCUGCGAUCUGUGAUAUGGUCACAAUAGCUCGGUAUUUAAAUCUGACAUUGGUUGUUCCUGAACUUGAUAAAAGGUCUUUCUGGGCAGAUCCAAGUGACUUUGGUGAUAUUUUUAAUGUUAGACAUUUCAUCAAUUCUUUAAGAGAUGAAGUGAAGAUUGUUAAAUCACUCCCAAAUAAAUUAGAUUCCAAAGUUACCAGCGGGCUAUUCUCAAUGCCCCCUGUCAGCUGGUCUAGAGAGACAUACUAUCUAAAUCAGGUCUUACCUCUUAUAAGGAAGCACAAAGUACUUCAUUUCGAUAAAACAGAUGCUCGGCUCGCAAACAAUGACCUUCCCACCGAGCUCCAAAUGUUACGAUGCCGUGUUAAUUAUGAAGCAUUAAGAUUUACUCCGCAGAUUCAAGCUCUAGGUGAGAAGAUUAUUUCAGUUCUUCGGAAGAACGGAUUUUUUGUAGUGCUGCAUCUGCGAUAUGAGAUGGAUAUGCUAGCAUUCUCUGGUUGUACUCAUGGAUGUUCUGAUGCUGAAAUUAAUGAACUCAUAAAGAUGAGAUAUGCAUACCCAUGGUGGAAAGAGAAAGAAAUCGAUUCGGAAAGUAAAAGAUUGGAAGGUCUAUGUCCUCUUACACCAGAGGAAAUGACAUUGGUGCUACAAGCAUUAGGAAUUCCAAGGGACACUCAGAUUUAUAUAGCCUCAGGAGAAAUAUAUGGCGGUGAGGGAAGGCUGGCUGCUUUGAAGUCUGUAUUUCCUAAAAUUGUAAGAAAAGAGAUGAUCCUAAGUUCCUAUGAGUUGGGCCCCUUCCAAAAUCACUCCACUCAGAUGGCUGCACUAGACUACCUGGUUUCUAUUGCCAGUGAUAUAUUCAUUCCAAGCUAUGAUGGCAACAUGGCAAGAGUUGUCGAAGGGCACAGAAGGUACAAUGGAUUCCUUAAGACCAUCCUCCUCCAUAGAAAAUUACUGGUGGAGCUUCUGGAUUUGUACCAUGAGGAGAAGCUAUCAUGGGAUCAGUUCAGAAAUGCUGUCAUUGAAGUUCACAAGAACAGGAUUGGCCUGCCAACAUUAAGAAAGGCCAUUCCUGGGAGACCAAAGGAAGAGGAUUAUUUUUAUGCCAAUCCUCAAGAAUGUCUCAGCUCACCAAAAACUUCCAAGUACCAGAUGGACAUGCUAUAGCAUCUGCAUCCAAACCAUCAGACCUGAACUCAACUUACACUUGAGAGCAAUUUUGUUCUCUCCUUAGCAGCUCCGGUCAUUCUGGCUGCCAUUGAUGAGGCACCUCUGAAGUAAAUUUUCCUGUGGAAGAGAGGAGAUGCUUAUUGAGCACCAGUGCAGCUUAAGCUGUUGGCUGAAUUCUCUCUGCGAUACUUAGAUUUAGAUUUACAGUUCUUGAAUAGGUGAUCUAACAGGAUUAAGGCUUCGUUUGAGACAUCUUUUUUGUUGCUUUUUAAAACAGUUUUUUAGUACAAAAAUUUAUACUAGAAAACCGUUUUAUGAAGCAGUGCGAAAGCUGUCCCAAACGAAGCCUAAAUCACGUUUAAAUCACUUUCUAUGUGAAACACAAAGAACUUUUGUAUGUCUUGAAUCAUCAGGGAAAAGUUUGAUGGCAAUAGCUCUUAAGAUGCCUUCAUAUAGAUGAGUGAAUUCUUGAUGCAUAAUAUUUGAUGAAU